Messenger RNA from Pseudozyma hubeiensis SY62, 1080 nucleotides. RefSeq names its product translational initiation factor. Gene Ontology annotation, molecular function: mRNA binding; translation initiation factor binding; translation initiation factor activity. Gene Ontology annotation, biological process: formation of translation preinitiation complex; translational initiation; formation of cytoplasmic translation initiation complex. Gene Ontology annotation, cellular component: eukaryotic translation initiation factor 2 complex. The record is from RefSeq and is a predicted model, not a curated record. The transcript is spliced from 3 exons. NCBI's taxonomy places the organism in Eukaryota, Fungi, Basidiomycota, Ustilaginomycetes, Ustilaginales, Ustilaginaceae. Bases 1 to 1080 code for a protein of 359 amino acids.
AUGAUGGCGACGACGACGACGACGAACAAACCUCAAAUUCGAGAAUCGCAUCACUCGGACUCGCAUCGCAUUCGAGGAUACCUCACACUCACGACCGGAUCGAUUGGAUCACCGACAUCUUUCACCAUGUCAGACGUUGACGCACUUCAGAAUGCUGCUUCCUCCACUGCACCCGCAGAGCAGCAGAACGACUCGGCAGACUUGUUUGGAGGCAUGAAGAAGAAAAAGAAGGACAAGAAGAAGCUUGACCUCGAUCUCGACCUCGAUGAAGAUGACAACAAGGACGAUGCUGCCGAUGCAGACGCAGAGCAGUCCAACGCAGCCGCCGCAGAGGAUGACGAGCUCAACUUUGGCGAGUUGAAAAAGAAGAAAAAGUCCAAAAAGAAGGUUGCUCUCGACCUCGACGCUUUCGAAAAGGAGAUCGGAGAGGCCGACGACCAACAAGACGACGCAGCAGAGCCUACCACCAACGACGCAUACGCAGACGCAGAUGACGAGGAACUCGGCGAAAACCCAUUCGCACAAGACGCAGCAGACGAUGCCGACGCACCCUCAAAGGACGACUCGAUCGAGGCAUGGCAGGGCACAGACCGCGAUUACUCAUAUCAGGAGCUUCUCGGUCGUGUUUUCAAGACCCUCCGCGCACAGAACCCCGCUCUCUCUGGCGACAAGAAGAAGUUCACCAUGGUCCCUCCUCAGGUCGCCCGAGACGGCUCCAAAAAGACCGUCUUCGCCAACGUCGUCGACAUUUGCAAGCGUAUGCACCGUCAGCCAGAGCACGUCAUCCAGUUCCUCUUCGCCGAGUUGGGUACCAUCGGAUCCGUCGACGGCUCUCAGCGUCUCGUCAUUCGCGGUCGUUUCCAGCCCAAGCAGAUCGAGAACGUACUCCGAAGAUACAUUACCGAAUACGUCAUUUGCAAGACCUGCAAGCGUCCAGAGACAAAGCUCACCAAGGAAAACCGUAUCUUCUUCGUCACCUGCGAAAAGUGUGGCUCCCAACGUUCCGUUGCCGCCAUCAAGAGCGGUUUCCAAGCUCAAACUGGCAAGCGUUCGAAGGCCAGGGCUGCUGCAGGUGCUUGA